Quercus lobata is the source of this 753-nucleotide messenger RNA. RefSeq lists its product as uncharacterized. The record is from RefSeq and is a predicted model, not a curated record. NCBI's taxonomy places the organism in Eukaryota, Viridiplantae, Streptophyta, Magnoliopsida, Fagales, Fagaceae. The coding region runs from base 1 to 753 and encodes 250 amino acids. The transcript has a single exon. Gene Ontology annotation, molecular function: nucleic acid binding; RNA-DNA hybrid ribonuclease activity.
AUGGACUUGUGGAGGUUUCGGGCUCAGUCUACCUUUCAAAACUUUGGUGAGUUAAUGGCUUCGGUUAUUAAAAAUGAUAAAUCUCCUGAGCUAUUUGCUAUGUUUGUUUGGUCCAUUUGGACACAACGGAACCAACUAAGGACCCAGCAACCUUGUUGUUCCACAUCCCAUUUGGCUCAAUCUGCCAAUGAUAGGUUCCUGGAGUUCAAGGCAGUCCAACCAGCAACUCUUCCUAGUCAGAGACAACAGCAAGUUACUUGGUCUCCCCCUGCACCUAAUGCCUUCAAGAUUAACUAUGAUGGAGCAAUCUUUGCCGAUACUAACAGAUCAGGUAUUGGUGUAGUUAUUCGUAAUGGUGACGGUCUUGUGAUUGCUUCGUUGGUGCAACCGCUGAACCAAGCUUUCAAAGCAGUGGAGAUUGAAGCGCUGGCUGCAUCUCGUGCUCUUGAGUUGGCUGCUGACAUUGGCCUUGACAAUGUAAUCUUGGAAGGGGAUUCUAAAGUGGUGACACAAGCACUGGAAACAGAGGAUGUGGGCUGGGCUGUUUAUGGUUUGCUGAUUAGAGAUGCUUGUACCUUAGCUAGGAAUUUUUCAGAAGUGUCUUACUCUCAUACAAAGAGAGAGGGCAACAAAGUUGCGCACGGUUUGGCUAAGUUAGCUGCAAAUUUAGCAGAUUGUGUAAUUUGGAUGGAAGAAGUUUCACCAUCUAUUUCAUUUUUUGUACAGGCUGAUUUGGCCCCCCAUUUCCAGUGA